UGGCCCAAGAUUUGUUAUGAAUUUUUAAGAAAAACUUUCCUUGAAGCUCAGAACUCUUGUUGCCUGCUGAGGGGGGCCGGGCACUGAGUGCUGUUGGGCCUGGGUGACUGAGGAAGCUCUGGAUCCUCUGGCCUGAGGGUCCUGGGUGUGGCCUGGCCCGGAAGUGUCGGGGUUUGCCUGGACCCUGGCUGGCAGGCAGGGCUGGGGCUGUGAGCCAGCUCCCAGCUUUGUCACAGCGGGGCCACGCCAGGUGCAGCCAGCGUGACACUGAUACGGAUGAACAGAGAAGCGCCCAUUGUCUGGCACCCACUUCCCCGUGAAGCACCCAGCCGGGUGCAGCCAGCGUGACCCUGAUAUUAGCAUUGGCUUCCACGGCUGCUGUGGAGGACACAAUUGCUUGGGCCUGAGAGCCCACGCACUGUGAGAUGCGUAUGUUUCGUCUCCUGUUGGAAAGGUCAGUUUUCAAGACACAUCCUGCUGCUGUCAAGGCGCCUGGUUCCUUGUGGCUGGACCUCAGCCGUGGCAGUGUCUCUGAUGGUGGCUGGUGGCCGUUCUGACCCCCAACACCUGCCCUGACUUCUCACUGCCCAGCACCUGCCUCCCCAACACCCACGUCAGCCCACCUGUCCACUGUCCACAGCACAGCUGCCCCGGCACCCACACUGGGCACAGUGCUUGCCUCCCCCGCUGAGUCCACCUGGCCUGGCGUUGGCUCCAUGGCUGGGGUCCAGGCUGGGCAGGCUUCCGUGAUGUCAACGGGAGCUGGGCGCUUCCGGGCUCUGCUCGAGGGUCCCCAGGGUGAGUUUGUCCCUGUGGGACUCUUGCUGUGGCUCUCAGAUGCUCUCUGAGUGUUUCUUCUGGUGCCCUGUCCACUCCGACCAGGCACGGACAGAGGAUGGACACUGUAGAGCAGCCGGACACUCCCUGGAGCUGGGAGGGAGGUCAUUGUACCCGAGGACCCUGGUCUGCAAGGGAAUGGCAGGGAGUGGACACUGGGAAGCCACCAAUGUGCCACCAGAAGCAAGUACAUGAAACUGCAGAUUUUCUAAGUCUGGAGUGGGUGCCUGGUUCUGCUCGUUCUCACGUCUGUUCCCAGAACUGGUGUCAGGAUUAGGAAAUGGGUGUCAUGGAGACAGUGUCCCGGACUGCUGGCCCUGUGUCUGCAUUUACACGAGAUGGGGAGCCCCAGUACACCACGUAUUCCUCUUUCCCCGGUUCCGUGUGUCACUUUCAUGUUCUUCGAUGGCACUGAAAACCCAGUGCCCCAAAGCAGUAGAGGGGGCGGAGGCAGGGGACCCUCAGGCGGGGCUGUGGCUGGAGCCUGCCCCUGCCGCCAUACACUCAGCAGCUCCCUGCAGGGACUGGGCCUCCCUGGGGGCCCAAGGGACCUGGGCCCACUGCAGCUCCGGGAAAGCUGUAGUGUGCCGUCCUCCUCUGGGAUGUGCAUCCGGCCUUGCCCGUGUGCUGUGUGACCUGUUUGGGAGCUGUCUCCUCUGUGCUGGGGCUGAGGGGCUGCCAGGCUUCUCUCCAGCUGGCACCGAGACAUGUUCCUUCCGGACCCUGUUGCAACCCCACAGGAGCCUGCUGGCCUCCUCUCCAAGGACUGGGUUUCUUUCUGGUUUGUGAAGCUGCUGCACACGGACGGGUCUUCUCGGUACCAUCUUAUUUCUGGAUACAGGUGGAGACUGACUCUACUCGUGUCGUUUUCAUUUUGUUUUUACAGUGUAGGGGACCAAACCUGGGGCCUCACGCAUGCCACACAAGUGCUGUACCACCGAGCAACAUCCUGCCCACACUGCCUCUGUUCCUUUUUUGAAAAAUAUUUUAUCAGUGCCUAUUAACUUUACAAAGAACAGUUUCAAUGCAUAUAUUUUGGUCAUAUCCGUUCCCCUGUUCCUCCCCUUACACUGGAGAGAGCUCACUCAGUGAUCAGGAGAGGUACAGAUAAAGGUUUCACUACUUACAGGUGCGGGGGGCCAUGGCACACCUGGGGCCAUCCACGCACACGUGCACACUCACCGGCACACACACAUGUACACAGAGGCCAGGGAGCUUGUGCAGGUCGGGGAGCACGAGCAUCAGGGCCAGGUAGCAAUGGGACUGUUUAGAGAGCAGGUGUGAAAUUUUAAACAACCCUGCACGAAAACCCUUUCCUGGAGGACAUUCAUCCUGGAAUCCUGCAGGCCUAGUUUGGGCAGGGGUACAGGUACAGGGAGAGAGCUCUCCAGUCCCCUCCAGAGGAACAGAAAUGGGCCAUCACAUCCAAGCCAAAUGGCCAAGAACAGUGUUUGCCUCGACUUCGACAUGAGCACGGAGGGCUCACAGGCGAAGCCACCGUCAGGAUGGCCCAUCCCAGCUCCUGCCCUGGGGGUCGUCUCUGAUGUCCUCUUCCCAGGCCUGCAGCCCUGACUAAGUUGUGACAAGCAGGGCCCCUGGGGUGUGGCAGGGGGUGCUCAGCCUCCUCUCUGGGGAGAGGGACCCCCCCCCCGUCAGUGCCCAGGAGAGGAGUCCCUGGCCUUCUGAUGGCCUCCGGUCCUGGGCUGAGUAGGCUGCAGCCCCUUCACCAGUCUGUGCUCCUGGCCCACUGCGAUCUCUUGUACACGCGUGUGCUCACGUGUGUGCUCAGCUAUGCAUGGUGUCUGUGUGAGCCCACCCCAUCUUGCUUUCCCUUUGUCGGAGCUGCCGCUGCUGCGCAAGUGUCCCAGGCACUCCCUGCCUCAGUGAACCUACGUCCCCUGUCCACACAGCAGGUCUGUCUUCUCCAGGAGAACCUGUGCUUAAGGGACGCAGGAAGGUCACGGAGACCAGAGCCCAGGGCUCUGACUCCCACCAAGCCCUCUGUGGCAGUGCACACAUCAGUCAGCCAGCGAGGGCCUGUGCAGUGGGCCUCAGGGCCAGCUUCCCCACACACGCCCUCGGGGCUCCACACUCUGGGGCUGCACCCCAUGCGCCCCUUCCUGCCGGGCUCUGCAAGCUGCCCCUCUGGACGCUGGCCCUGGCCUGUCAUCCUCUGGGGAGUAACUGGCUGGAUUCAGCAGCUCCAGCAAGUGUGAUACUUUCCUGCUCCACUGCAGAGCUGGCCCCGGUGUAGGUGUGUGAGUGUGCAGCCAGGAAGGGACCUGUUGGUCCUGCUUGCCGAGUUCCUGGGACCCCUCGGAGCUGUAUAAAGGGCGGCCGGCCGAGUGAGGACCCAGCAGAGCUUCUCCGGCCUCAGUGAGCUCUUAAAUACCAGGAGUGCAGACCCUGAAGAUGAAGACCUUGAUCCUGACCUUCGGCCUCGGCCUCCUCGCUGCCCUGCGGGCCCAGGACCUCCCGGGGGUGGAGGAGGAGAACCAGGAAGUGUCAGGGACGGGGACGUGGUAUCUGAAGGCUGUGGCUUCUGACAAGAAGAUUCUGGGGAAGAAUGAGUCUGUGUCUGUGACCCCCAUCAUGGUCAAGAGCCUGGAGGGGGGUAGCGUGGAGUUGAAGUUCACUGUGCUGGUCGGAGGUCAGUGUCAUGAGAUCAGUGUCAUCCUGGAGAAAACAGACGAGCCGGGCAAAUACACAGCCUACGAGGGCAAGCAAGUGGUACACAUCAUCACGACGGGUGUGCAGGACCACUACACCCUCUACAGUGAGAGCAAGUGGGACAGCCAUGUGAUCCGGACAGUGACUCUCAUGGGCAGAGACCCGGAAGUCAACCAGGAAGCCCUGGAGGAGUUUGAGAAGGUGGUGGAGGCCAGAGGCCUCAAGACAGACAGCAUCUCCAUCCCCAAGCAGAGGGGUAGGAAGGGCACCGCGCUGCCCGACCCGGGGUCACUGAGGACGGGCCAGGCGCAGCUGGCUCCGGGUCUCCUCGCUGGGGCCGGGGAGAUGCUGGCUGACAGAGGCUCCCGGGGUCCUGUGGAAUUCCCGGGGCCCCAACCCUGGUUUUCUCUCUUCAGCAGAAGCCUGCUCUCCAGGAAGCGCCUAGGGCCGGAGAGCCGGGCUCUGAAGCGGCCGUGGCGGCCCCACCGGAGCCCCCCCGCGACACACACCGGCCAGCCCCGCCGCCUGCCUCCCCGCGCCCCUCUCCCGUUCCGGAAUAAACAGCUUCAGCCGCUCCCGGACUCUUCCUUCCUGUCUGUGGGGUCCGGGGCGCCCCAGGGGGACUUCUGAGAGGGGAGCGGACGGGGAAGUGGGCGGAAAGGACCCGAGGGUCCAGCGCGUCCCGGUCUCCUGCGGGUGCUGCUGGCCAGGGCGAACGGGGCCCAGCGCUGGGGUGGCAAUGGGGGCGUCGCCCCGGACAGUUCUGGAAGGACAGACCAGGAAUCUCUUCCCCUGGCCCCGUGCUGGAGUCGCCCCAGUAGCUUUUUCUUUUUAUUUGGUACCGGGAAUCGAACUCAGGACCUUGCGCUUGCGAGGCAGGCGCGGUGCCACUGAGCUAAACCCCCGGCCCCAGUAGCUUUUAACAAUAGCAGAGGCCUGUGGAGCCCGCGCCAGGCCCGGGACCUGCGGGGCCGUCCUCACCUUCCCAAUCGUGCCCCGCAAGCCCGCAGCGGCUGGGACC
Molecule: messenger RNA, 4528 nt
Organism: Heterocephalus glaber (naked mole-rat)
Lineage: Eukaryota; Metazoa; Chordata; Mammalia; Rodentia; Bathyergidae
Product: von Ebner gland protein 1-like
Molecular function (GO): small molecule binding
Source: RefSeq, a predicted model, not a curated record